UUUCCGUGCUUUUUGAACUGAAACAGUAUAGCGGUUGUCAUUUCCUCAUAUUGUGUUUCUAUGCGGUCAAGAAACUGCGGAACCACACAUCGACUAGGAUUAUUAAACGGUGUUUAAGGGGAUUGGCAGGGGACUCUACUUUUAAAGAAGAGAUGCUCCGGAAUCAAAUAAGAUAUUGAUUGUUUUGUGAAGCUUUUAGCCAAACAGCUAAAUUAGCUUCAGAGUUUAUCCGAGCUGGCUAAACGGUCAGCUUUGCGGAAUUGUUGUUUGAACAGAAGCUUCACGACGGACCGGAUUCCCAGUACGUAAAUGAACGGAAAUUCUGCCUUGAGAUGGCUGACAAUAGCAACAUAACUUUUGGGACAGCUCCAAGUCUUCUGGUGGAUUCAUCCAUAUAUGACUCAAGGAUAGAAGAAACCGCCAAAGACUACAUACUUCUCGGCAUGAGAGGUGACGAUGGAGAAGAUAUACUGCCAAAAGUGGAGCCAAGGAUUGUUCUCGUGGGAGAGGCAGGCAAAAAUGCUCAACUGGUCAAAGCACUGCAGGCUGUACGAAUAAUGGAGGUCCCUGUGGUAAAGAUAAGAGGAGCUGAAUCAUGUCCAGAAGAGAAAAUGAUGAAGUCCAUUGUCAACAUGGAAAUCAACACCCCUUUCAUAAUAACCGACAACAUCCAAGAGUUCAGUGAUGAAGAGAACACUGCUUUUGAGACGGUGUUUGUCCUCACUGACUUUAAAUGUCCAGAUUACCAUGACCUCUAUCAGCGUGAUAACAGGAUUAUAGGCCCUCCUGUUGUGCUGCGCUGUGUUUUAAAGAAGGAGCCACUACCAUUUUCAUGUCGGCCUCUGUACUCCACCACGAUGCUCAACCUAUCACUGUGUUUCACUGGAUUUAGGAAUAAAGUAGAAAUGAAAAACUUGGUGAAUCUGGUUCAUCACAUGGGAGGCAUCAUUCGGAAAGACUUCAGUACCAAGGUUACACACCUCAUUGCCCACUCCACUCAUGGGGAGAAAUACAGGCUGGCUGUGUGCAUGGGGACACCCAUCCUUACCCCGUCAUGGAUAUACAAAGCUUGGGAAAGAAGAAAUGACGAGUCAUUCCAUGCAGGAGAGGAAGAUUUUCGAACAGAAUUUAAAGUUCCUCCAUUCCAAGACUGCAUCAUCAGUUUUUGGGGGUUUUCAGAUGAGGAGAGAACCAAUAUGGAAGAGAGGACUGUGAAACAUGGUGGCAAAUAUCUGGAUGUUGGAAGUGAACAAUGUACACACCUGGUGGUGGAGGAGAAUUCAAUGAAGGAGCUGCCAUAUUGUUCCUUGAAGAACGUCUUUGUUGUCAAACAAGAGUGGUUUUGGGGAAGCAUUCAAAUGGAUGCUCGAGCUGGAGAGUCCAUGUACCACUACAAAAAGAAUGUCAGCCCACCCAUGAAGAAAGCUGUAUCCCUCCUCGCCCUCCCAACCCCCACGAGCAACCGAAAGCGUCGGCAUUUAAGGGACACACUUGCUCAGCUCACAAAGGAGACAGAGAUAUCGCCGUUCCCUCCGCCUCCUAAAAGGCCAUCAGCAGAACAUUCGCUUUCAUUGGGCUCAUUGCUCGACAUCACAAUUACACCUGACACUUGUAAAGCCUUUGCAGAGAAUUCAAAGCCAUCAAAGACUGCAGUCCUGCCCAAGCAAUCAGCCCGGUGGCAAGUUUCCAAGGAGUUCUAUCAAACUGAAAGCAACUACGUUGGCAUUUUAAGUACCAUACUCCAGAUUUUCAAGCUUCCACUUGAAAGAGAUGGUCAGCUCGGGGGACCCAUCCUUGCCCAAGAAGAAAUUAAGACAAUAUUUGGAUCCAUCCCUGACAUCUAUGAGGUUCACACCAGAAUAAAGAGUGACCUUGAAGGCCUCCUGAAAGAAUGGUCAGAAGAAAAGAGUGUCGGAGAUAUUAUUCUUAAAUAUUCAAAGGAGCUUGUGAAGGCGUACCCUCCCUUUGUCAACUUUUUCGAAAUGAGCAAGGAUACUAUUGUUCGGUGUGAGAAACAAAAGCCACGCUUCCAUGCAUUUCUCAAGAUCAACCAGGCCAAGCCAGAAUGUGGCCGACAGGCACUCGUCGAGCUCCUCAUCAGACCUGUACAGAGACUUCCCAGUGUGGCUCUACUUCUAAAUGACAUAAGGAAGCACACAUCAGAUGACAACCCUGACAAGCUGAAACUGGAGGAAGCAAUUGAGUCUCUCAAAGAAGUUAUGACUCACAUUAACGAGGACAAGAGGAAGACGGAUGGUCAGAAGCAGAUCUUUGAUGUUGUUUAUGAAGUUGACGGAUGUCCAGCUAACUUGCUAUCCUCCCACCGCAGUCUGGUUUACAAAGUUGAAACAAUCGCACUCGGAGACAAACCCUGUGACCGUGGUGAACAUGUCACACUCUUCCUCUUCAGUGAUUGUUUGGAGAUUGCAAGGAAGCGACACAAAGUUAUCAAUACUUUUAAGAGUCCACUGGGACAAACAAGAGCGCCACCUCCACUGAAGCACAUCACUUUGAUGCCACUGUCACAAAUUCGAAGAGUUCUGGACCUGCGGGACACAGAAGAAUGUGUGAAUGCAUUUGCUUUAGUCGUUCACCCGCCGACUGAACAGGAGAACAUGCUGUUCAGCUUCCAGUUGGCUGGAGAGGAAACGGUGAAAAGUGACUGGCUUCGAACGCUUUGUCGACAUGUAGCCAACACCAUCUGCCGGACUGAUGCGGGUGACCUUAUUCACUGUGCAGACCCAGACUCACUACAGGUCAGUACCAGAGAUAUGGACAGCACCCUAAGCAAAGCCUCAAGAGCCAUCAAGAAGACAUCCAAAAAGGUGACAAGGGCAUUUUCUUUCACAAAGACUCCAAAGCGUGUGAUCCAGAGGGCAUUUAUGUCCACCAGUACCCCAGAUGAUAAAAAACAAUGUUUCAACUCUGAAAACCACAGCAGCUCGACACUGUCUAUGUCGAGCUUUGCCUCCACACAGAGUUUGAAUGACAAAAGCAGUACCAUGGUGCAACGCUCUAAUUCUUGGGACAACCCUCCUCUGAGUGCCAGGGUUCCUGUCUGUCCACUCACAUCCUGCAGUCCUGCUCAACAUUUUACAACACAAACUUUGCCGCGGCUACCCAGGGAAACCAAAGCCUAUGCUCCAAUUUCUCCCCUGAAUACUUAAGAGGCUAAAUCUUGUUUUCAAAUCUCAUUUAUUAGUCAUACCUUAACAUAUGUUUCUUCAAACCUGACUGUUCCCAGACAUACA
Molecule: messenger RNA, 3251 nt
Organism: Hippocampus zosterae (dwarf seahorse)
Lineage: Eukaryota; Metazoa; Chordata; Actinopteri; Syngnathiformes; Syngnathidae
Gene: ect2
Product: epithelial cell transforming 2
Exons: 25
Coding region: 333-3167 (944 amino acids)
Biological process (GO): nervous system development; intracellular signal transduction; regulation of cytokinesis, actomyosin contractile ring assembly
Cellular component (GO): nucleus; cell cortex
Molecular function (GO): GTPase activator activity; guanyl-nucleotide exchange factor activity
Source: RefSeq, a predicted model, not a curated record